UAUAAAUUACAUAAAAUACACAAUCCUUUAAACAGAAGAGGAAGCACUAACUGCAAUAGCUUGGAGCUUCAGAGGUCAGGACUUCUCAUAAUUUUUUUCAACUAUGACUUUGAGGUUAUGCAGAUACCAUCUUUCUACCGUAUAAGACCACUUGAUAUUAUUAUUAGUACAUCACUGCCGGUUGAUAACAGCAAAAUACUACAAUUUCGUUUAAAUAAUAUUUGAAAAUAGUUUCAUUGUUCAUUUUCAUUCUGACUUUCAAUAUUGUGUGUAGUACCUAUCACAUUAAACGCUUGCAAUAAAUCAUGUCUGAAAGCCAAAAUACUCAACUAUUUAACAGAAAUUCAGUCACCGAUGUUGAUGAUUCAGAUCUCAUCAAUAGUUAUGACAGACAGUAUGAAAAAGUGAAAAAGAAGGCCAAGGCAAAACUACCCCCUAUUGAUUCAAUGUCAGAGCUGAGUUUAAACGACAAAGAAAGCGUCGAGUCUAGUGUAAAAACCAGACCAAAGAAAAAAACUAAUGCUAAUAAGAAUUAUCAAACUGAACCAACAAACGGAUUUGAGGGUACAGAAGUACUAUUUCCACCACCCCCACCACCACCAGACAGUAUAAAAAAUUUACCUAAAACUGAAAGAGAAGCUCUCACAUCAAUGCUCAUGUCAUAUUAUAUGAGUGGAUUUCAUACUGGAUAUUAUCUUGGAAUGAAACAAAAUAAUUCUGAAAACUGAUGUUACACGAAUAAAUCAUUUACAAAUUCUCAUUAACUAUAUGGAUAUGUAAAACAUUUAAAAUAAUAUUUUGUACCUAUUAAAUCAAUUCAUUGUAUUGUACAAUUUAAAAUUAUGUAAAUAAAUAGUUUUGUCUCAUUUAUUAAA
Aphis gossypii (cotton aphid) is the source of this 875-nucleotide messenger RNA. RefSeq lists its product as uncharacterized. Lineage: Eukaryota; Metazoa; Arthropoda; Insecta; Hemiptera; Aphididae. Bases 306 to 728 code for a protein of 140 amino acids. The record is from RefSeq and is a predicted model, not a curated record. The transcript is spliced from 7 exons.